AUGUUGCUUCUACAUUCCGCAGGAGAUGCCAAACACUGCACGGUUGAAAUUAACAAAUUUCGAAAACAAGUGGAUCCGCAAGCAAACAACUACAUGGAAAGUGAUGAGGGGAAUCCAGCAGAGGACCUUCAAAGCUUCCUGUCAACGGGGGGCGAAUACCCUGCAGUGUUCAACGAAGCAAAGGAGCCAUACACUAGGUCGAACGCUAUACCUUUUGUCAGCUUAUUGAGCGAUAAGGCAGAGAUCAUUUACUGCGGCACCCCAAAAGGUUGUGACACGGAAAGCAUUAUUUGCUAUUUCAAGCCGUCAAGCAUAGCUGAAGGAGCCCAUCCUGUGAGUCGCCAGAUGUGGCACAAGGUUGAAGAAGCUGGACGCAUCAAGCCCUCGCUGGAGGCUCACGGUGAUGAGUAUAAAGACCUUUUGGAAGCCGUCAAUGCUGUGCGUACUGUCAAGGGGCUGGGCCUUCCCGGAUUCACUGCUCCAGUGGAGACGGAGGAUAUGAAAAGGAGAGACACGAUUAACGAUGCCACACCUUAUGAGAAUGCAUUGUAUAACCUGACAUGCGAAGAGAUAAAGGAUUCAACAAUCCAUCCAAAUGUUGCUCAAGGAUACACUCUCAUCUACGCCAUUAACGAAGGGGAAGAUCCCCCAACAGCGGAAGAAGCAGUCGAAUUCUGGAAGAGCGGAUUCACUAAGCUUGGCACCGACGUUCCACCGGCUUUUACUGUAAAAAAGUCCCAACGCACUGAAGGAAUUGACGGCACAAUCUACUACGACAACGCAGUUGCAGGUUUCGCUUCUAUGAUGGUUGAUGGCACCCGCGAGAUGAGGUGCUAUAACGCUACGGGCUGUGACAAUGCAGCUGUUAUCUGCUUCCUUUCAGAGCCGACCUUGGUGGAAAAUCGCCAACCCAUCAGAUACAUACUGUCCGAGCACUUGUGCUAUCUACCCACAUUCUGA
Molecule: messenger RNA, 960 nt
Organism: Eimeria mitis
Lineage: Eukaryota; Apicomplexa; Conoidasida; Eucoccidiorida; Eimeriidae
Product: SAG family member
Exons: 7
Coding region: 1-960 (319 amino acids)
Source: RefSeq, a predicted model, not a curated record